Dichotomopilus funicola is the source of this 765-nucleotide messenger RNA. RefSeq names its product HIT-like domain-containing protein. The transcript is spliced from 3 exons. NCBI's taxonomy places the organism in Eukaryota, Fungi, Ascomycota, Sordariomycetes, Sordariales, Chaetomiaceae. Bases 1 to 765 code for a protein of 254 amino acids. Gene Ontology annotation, molecular function: catalytic activity. The record is from RefSeq and is a predicted model, not a curated record.
AUGAGUAGCAACGAUAGCAACAGCAACAGCGUCUCUACGGCCGCGCCGGAUGGGAAACGGAUCUUUUUUGGCCAGUUUGACGUCACGAAUCAGGUCUUCCUCACAACCCCCCACUCCUUCGCCCUCGUCAACCUCAAGCCCCUCCUACCGGGUCACGUCCUAGUCUGCCCGCUACGCCCGCAUCGCCGUCUAACCGACCUCGCGCCAGCGGAACUCACAGACCUCUUCUCGGCCGUCCAGCGUGUGCAGCACAUGCUGGCGCGGCACUAUUUUUUUGGUCAUAAUCAUGAUGACAACAAACCCGGGUCAAAAUCCAACCACCCCCCCGCAACCAUAACAUCAACAACAACCACCAACCCCCCUCCACCGCCUCCCCAGGAAAACCAAACCCAAGGACCCCCCGGCUCCUUCAACAUAGCAAUCCAAGACGGUCCCGAAGCAGGCCAAACAGUCCCCCACCUCCACGUGCACAUCCUCCCCCGCAUCCGCGGCAGCACAGCCAAACCAGCGACCACGCCGUCCGACGCGAUCUAUGAUCAGAUGGCUGGAGAGGAAGGGAAUGUUGGGGGGGCGCUUUGGGAUCGGGAACUGGAGCGGGAGCGAGAAGACUCUGUAGAGGGGGGACGGGGGGGACGGCCAGUGCCGGGGGGUGGGUUCCCGCGGAUUGAGGAUGCGGAUCGGAUGGCAAGGGGGAUGGAGGAGAUGGAGGCUGAGGCGAGGGUGUAUCGGGGGGUGUUGGAGGAGAUGGGGAAAGGGGGAGAGUGA